Symbiodinium natans is the source of this 2190-nucleotide messenger RNA. Lineage: Eukaryota; Dinophyceae; Suessiales; Symbiodiniaceae. The record is from the annotation of a GenBank genome assembly.
AUGCGCGAGCUCGCCUUGCAUGCCCGGCUCCGUGCAGCUGCUGCAGAAGUUGGAAAGGAUCGGCUUCGUGUUUGGAGCGCCUGGUUUGUGGUCGUGGCAGAAGUGUGCUCAACGCUCUGCCUGAUUCAGCCGGCCAUUCUUACCAAUGGGCUGUUCCUGGUGGUCCCUCUUGCAUCGACGAUUGCCAUCGGCAUCUUCAGGAACCUCAUGCCGUUGAAGGUGAUGCUUCAAACACCCAUUCAAAUCGCUUGGCCGUGUAACUUUUCCAAGUUCGGUAUUUCCAGGAAGCAGACGAAAGCAGUGUAUUUCUGCCUUUCUACGAUCCUGCUGCGGGCCGCAUGUUGCUGUGUUUUCUGGUUCUACUACAUGCAAUGGAGAAAUUUGGGCGGGUGCCAGGAUCCAACGGCGCAGAGCAUGUUGUGCCACCGCUGUAACGUGUCAUUCCUGUGGCCGAAGUAUUCCGAUGGCCUCCUUAGCCUUUCGGAAGAAGCGUGCGAAGAAGCAGAAUUGGUCCUGCAUUCGGCUAGCCUCAGCAAGACCCGAUCUGAGGAGUACACGCAGUAUCGUGAAUUGAAGAAUCUCCGCAAUGUCGGCAGAUACACAGAUUGGGUCAGGCGAGCAGAUGCUGCAUACAACGUGACUGAGCACAACAACCUGACAGAGUCGCAAGUCAGUCAAUUUGAAGGGUUGGUAAACGACAUGGGAGUCGAGCUGAAGGAACAGCUUAUGGCCGCGAUGAUGAUUUUCCAGCGAUGGCACGGCUGCCAAGAACACAGCGGACCAGCGUGCGCGGCACCAUGCACAGACUGCUUCAGGAGAUGUACUUGCAAGUCGUCUUUGAUGUUGCACACCUUGCGGAGGAGCUGCUCGGAAAGUGCUUUUUCGUCCGAAAGAUACUACGACAUACACCAGAACAGCUGGACUAGCUUUGAGAGCGGCAUUGCAGCUGAAUUCAGCAUGUGCAUCUUGCGACAAAGCUAUAGCUGGCAGUGGCUGGCGGAUGCUUGGAGCGGGGCAGUGUUCUUCCUUUUCCUGGUCCCUCAACUAGGCUUGUGCAUCUGGGCUGCGGUGGGCCUGGCAGGUCUCUGUGGGCUGCGCCAAUUUUUGUGGCUGCUGGGCAGUGCACCAAAGGAUGGUGAGGCCGUCGACCGAAUCGAGGAGCAGGCUGCCCUUCUUCGGCGAAGGAUGGCCAGGGGCGAGGUGGAGCCCCACGACGCCCGCAAGGAGAUGUUCAUGCUCCACUUUGAGUUCCUAGUGUUCCUCGCGGAUUUCCUGUCGGAUUGGUACUGCCUGGUGCAGUUCGCUAUCGGCCAGCAGUUGGGCCUUGUGCUUGCCCAAGGGAUCAUCAUUCUGGUGCCCAUCAGUUUGGAUUGCUACCGCGGUAAGAUCCAGAUCGUCGAGGUCAUCGGAGGCUUCGUGAGGUCCCGCAAGAAAGGCUUCCCCACGAACGGAUUUAUCCGAGCACUGCGCUCAGAGAAGAGUGUCGAGGCUCCGUUGUCUUUGGGCUUGCAGUACUACACCAUCUUGAGACCCACGACGAGCAGCGCAUUUUGGGGUAUGAUGGUCUCUAUGCCUUUGAGUAUUCUCAGCCUCUCCAAGUUUGUGUAUCAGAAUUUUGAGCUUGGAUUAAUGGAGGCACUGAUCGAAGCCAGGAACCCCAGCAGCUCUGGGAGUGCCAUCGACACACCCGUCGUGCCUGGCAGGACCAGUCCAAUUCCCCGCAGCUUACCUCCUUCCGUGAAUGAAGUGUAUCGCCCUCCCGGUCUCGCACCUUCUUCGAACUCUGCGAAACCCCUGGAUCAAGGCGUUCAGUGCAUGGAAAGCUUGGAAGCCAGCCAAGCUGCGCUGCGCUGCGAUGCGCGCAGCGCCAAGGACGUCGCACCCACACCACCCUCGCCCCAGGCUGUUGGGAAAACCGCAGCAGGCCUACAGAAGAGCCCAUCACAAGCCUCCGAGGACUUGGCAAGGCCGCCGGGCAUUGCGCAGCCUUCAGGCACGGCGUUGCCUCCACCACCUCCAAGCAAAGUGGCGGCACCGCCCGGUCGUUUCGCCCGGGCUUCUGUGGUUCCACGUCCACAAGCAGGGGCCACAACUACUCCCAGUCCUGGGGGUAGACCUCUGCAGGUUGCCAAGGAACCACAGCUUCCCCCUAUCAUAGUACAGCAUCGAAAAAGUACGUUUAGAGAGUGA